Messenger RNA from Batrachochytrium dendrobatidis JAM81, 1302 nucleotides. RefSeq lists its product as uncharacterized. The record is from RefSeq and is a predicted model, not a curated record. Lineage: Eukaryota; Fungi; Chytridiomycota; Chytridiomycetes; Rhizophydiales. The transcript has a single exon. Bases 23 to 1186 code for a protein of 387 amino acids.
GCUCGAUAAUAAUGCACCCACCAUGACAGUGUCCGUUUCCGAGAUUUUUGGAACACCAGAGCCGCCAGAAUUUAUCGACACAUCAAAUCUAAAUGCCGAAAACGCUGCAUCUAUGCAGUCUGAAACAAGUCCGUUUUCGCUGAAUGAUCUCUUGUCAGAUUCGCUGAAUGCGAUUGGAAUGAACCCCACACCUUUGUCACUGCUUGCCGAGCCAUCACAUGGACUCUAUACAGCUCAAUUUGUGCCUCCGCCCAACUCAAAUACCAUGGCGAUUGAUGAUACUAUUAUGGAUGAUAUACUUUCUCCAUUGGUAGGACUGUUUGGCUCCGAGUCUCAAUUUCUUGCGCAGACCAACCUUUCGCCAACCUUGAUAAUUGGUUCCCAAUCGCCUGACAGAAACAAGCAGCACUCUCAAAGGGCAGUAGCCUCAGUUCUGCCAUCCGCGCUCGCACAUUCUCGCCACACAUCAGCACCAUAUGCGCACUCUUCUGCUAAGCGUUCCAAAGAUCUAUCGUCACCACUUGGAGCUGAAAGAUUUUCUCAACCCACAUCCAAUACAUGGCUCAUGCCACUUGCUCCUGCGCCACCAUCUGGCCAAAAUGUCGACAUGCUAUAUUCUCAAUUAUGGCAAGAUGUAGACAUACCCAGUCUGAUUAAUCAACCGAUCACCAAUCCACUCACGCAACCUUUCCAGCACAAUCAAAUGAUAUCGCAGCCAUCUGUAUUCUCUGCUCUGAUACCAAUGGAAACUAUGUUGGUCUCAGCAGGACUGUACCAAACAAAUAAUCAACCCUUUGGAUCCACGCAGCCUGCAUUCAAAGUGGGUAGUACUCCCAUGCAACCUGCAUUCCAAACGGAUGCGUAUGCCUCUUCGGCCAUGGCUGAUACCUUUACUCCACAACCACAAGACUCGUUCAACCAUCUCGGGCUAGAUGUGGAUUUGUCAUCACUUUGGUCUUUAAACACCCAACACGUAUCUCAUACCAUGCCAAUGAACCUGCAAUAUACGCCAGUGAAUGUCGGACCAUCAAUACAGACAGCUGCACGCUCUCAAUUAGGAAGUAGAUACAUCAAUGCAAAUUACAUUCCAAGAAGCUUAUCAGCCUUUCCACAGGAACCUGAUCCCAAUCUGCAAACUUUUAUUGCCAAAUAUCCUAUGGGAUACAACACUGCCGGCACACAAUGAGUAGUGUAAAAAAGUGGAUCGAGAGCUGCCCUUUAUCCACGUCACAUUUUCACGCAGCUCAUCACAAUUGGUAACAAUGGGGUGAAAUGGAUAAAAUAAAACGAGAAAUUAUCAGC